CACAACGCCAGCAUUUCUUGAAACAUGGAGAAGCCAGCGGCGCUUGUGAUGGAGAUGGGCGGCAUGGUCGUGGAGGUGGCAGCCAUUUCGCACAUCGGGUCGACGACUCUCGUACAGAACCAAGACGCGCACCUGGAGCUCCCCUUGUCAGACGACUGCCUACUCGUUGGGGUGUUCGAUGGCCACAGCCCGGACCUCGGUCAGAUCGCGGCUCGAGCUGCCAAAGCGUACUUCGCGUCGGUAUUUCGUGACCCUGCUUUGCUGGACGAGGUCCUUGAGGCCCCUGAACCCACCUUGCGCCGGCUUUUUCGGGAGUGCCAUCAGCACGUUUUCACGCGGUUCAAGGCGUUUUACACAAACCAAAGUUGCACUGUUCGGGAAGAGCGAGGAGGGUACCUUACGUAUCGCACGCCUGGUCACUCGCAGCCCGUUCGUUGCGUGUAUGGAGGCACUACAGCCACAUUGGUGCUACUGCACCACCGACGACUGAUCGUGGCCAAUGUCGGCGAUUCGUUGGCUCUCCUUGCACAAACGACUAUUUCGCCCAGAGAUCUCCAAUGGCACGCAGCAUGCAGGUCGGCACCAGCUCCAGCAUCGCCCGUCGACGAUCCGACCACCAACAACCAAAGCGAUAACCAAGCCGACGAAUGGACUCCGUAUGUGUUACUCGCUGGGUUGCACGCCCCCGACUGCACCACCGAAUUCAAGCGACUGGAGCACGUUGGCCUCGGGCUGCAGUGCAUGUUUGAUCAUUCUACCGACCCCCACGACCGAGUGCCAAUUUUCAAACGUGAUCAUGUUGUCCACUCCCACGCUUUCAAUCCAGCCCACAUCAACGAGACCGGCCAAGUGCGCAAAGGGCCACCGCCCAGGGGAGGCUACGUAAAGAACGCCCGGAAUGAGUGGGCGUCCGUUGUCACGACUCCGCCGCACGCAGCGUUCCCAGACACGCUCGCGUUCACCCGGUCCCUAGGAGACUUCCACAUGCACGCCUAUGGGGUCACUUGCGAGCCAGACAUUGUCGAAGCAACUGUGGAGCCCGGGGCAACUCUACUGGUGGCGACGGAUGGCGUUUGGGACGUCUGGCAGUUCACGCAAGUCGUGUCGUUUCUCCAGACGUGCGGCGACAGUGCCACGGAAAGGAUACAACGAUUCAUGCACGAAAAUGCGUCUCGGGCAAACGACCUGUUUGGGCAACAAGCGGACAACAUGACGGCCGUCUUAUGCACCUUCCGCCAGAACCAUUAAGUCGUGAAUAUCAACGCAAGAUGCAGACUUGUCCA
Molecule: messenger RNA, 1283 nt
Organism: Aphanomyces invadans
Lineage: Eukaryota; Oomycota; Saprolegniomycetes; Saprolegniales; Verrucalvaceae
Exons: 1
Coding region: 25-1248 (407 amino acids)
Biological process (GO): protein dephosphorylation
Molecular function (GO): protein serine/threonine phosphatase activity
Source: RefSeq, a predicted model, not a curated record